GUUUUGCACGUGUCGCCUCCUCACUUGUGGCUUAUUUCUAUCACCACUCCAACAAAUCAAGGGGUUAGAGGUAUACCAAUACGUGGACAGCGAUACAUCCGAUACGUGCCCAGGAUGGGCAGGCGGACUGCCCAAUAGCGAAUAUGUCCGCUGAUUGCCGAGGACACGGUGACAAAAGGACCCGGGAUCGGUUACUGGAUAUAGCAAAAAGAGCCUUCGCAUCGGGAGCCCAAGACCUCCCAGUGCCGCUCCAUGCUACCAAAACAGAACAGAAUGCCGCACCAGAUCUUUGUUCGUUUAUCUCAAGAGAGGACUCACUGCGGCAGCCACCCGCCAGUGGUUGGCUUUUCUGUUUCAUGUCGCAGAUCAUGGAGUGACGGUUUCCCCCUCUGGCCUCCCACACAGCACCGGUAUCCUUUGCACUUGCAGCACACACAUGAUAUGGCCGUAAUUGGCGUUUAUAUGGCGCAGGUGCAAAAAGCCACCGCAGCCGGGCAGUUAUUUGCCGCCUGCGCGUGGGAUGUGCAGUGCAGUGUAAAGGAUGAUCAGCCCGGCAUGUCGCAGUCCUUUUCUGCCUGCAAAAAUCACGGGAGGGAAAGCAGAAGCAUAGGCGAAUUGAGCAGCACAAUCUGUAGUUCGGCAAUAGCAAGGAGUAAAAAAAAGCAGCCGCAUUUCUUUCCCUGUUUGCGUCUCGGCUGUAUGCAAAUGCCUUGCUGCAACGGUUGAGCCCAACAACGCAGGCAGAGGACAACAAAAA
Molecule: messenger RNA, 757 nt
Organism: Linderina pennispora
Lineage: Eukaryota; Fungi; Kickxellomycota; Kickxellomycetes; Kickxellales; Kickxellaceae
Exons: 1
Coding region: 253-726 (157 amino acids)
Source: RefSeq, a predicted model, not a curated record